UUGUCUUUAUCAUCCGACCGCUUUCAGGCGUCGCCAACAACGUCAGCUCGUCGAGAAGUGGAUGAUGACUCGAUAUCCUAUCAUUCUAUAUCUCUCGAUGACUGCACUGCCAUGCCGGAGUGGGAUGAAGAGGUCGUUAAAUUUCAGCAUUGGGACUUUGGAGCUUCGUUUCUGGCUGACCUGGAUUCGUCUCAUGUAUGGAAUGAUACGUUAGAACGACAGCAUUUUGGUCCACUCAAGGGAUUACUCACCACUGGUGCAUGUUGUCAUUUCAGAUCCAUUACUCUCGUUCAUCCGACAUGGUGCGAUAAAUGUGGCGAUUUUAUUUGGGGUUUAUUGAAGCAGGCUUCCAAAUGUGAAAAUUGCAACUAUACGUGCCAUAGUCGAUGUCAAGAGUUGGUGACGUUAGAAUGUCGAUCAGCCGGUUCAUCGUUAGCAUCAGACGAAUUCCCCUCCAUCUAUCCCAAAUUGCUUGAUGGAACCCUGGGAACUAUCCCGAAAGAGUUACAUCUGCCACCUCUCCAGUUACAUUCAUCAUUUGGGGAUUCCGACAAGGAGAACGAGACUUGUUUCGAGGUAAGUCCACGUCACUCCAUUCCUUCCAGUGCUCUUUUCACGUUGCGAAUAUCAGAAGUGUAUGUGAAAGAGGACACGCCGUUCGAAUGGUCUCCAGCUUAUCGUGAUGAAAACCUCGCUGAAAAGAUAGAAGAAUACAAUAAAACCAGCGAUGGCCUUAGCAUGAGAAUAAACGAUGACGGUGAGACGUUCUCUGGCCACAUCCAAAUCCAUAUGAACCUGACCCGACCGAUCAAUGUGGUUGCCGGAGAGAAACCGCCCUCAGUGUACGAUGUUGUGAAUACAGGCAAAUCCACCACAUCUUCCCUACGCACGAUAACCUCGUUCUUUUUGCCAAGGAACACGGUGAAGACCAUACAUAUCAACAGCACAAUGACGACAAGAAACGCGGACUCGUAUAGCACCUGGCCCAUGCCGUUCUUUUUCUCCAUGACGUCAAUCCCGAGUCUCUCGGGGUCCGCUUUUCUUGCUAGCCGGAAUGCCAGUGAGACUAGUGGGUGGCCGCAACUUGAGAACGAUCAAUGA
Molecule: messenger RNA, 1101 nt
Organism: Haemonchus placei
Lineage: Eukaryota; Metazoa; Nematoda; Chromadorea; Rhabditida; Trichostrongylidae
Source: the annotation of a GenBank genome assembly